UCAGGCAAAGUCGAUCGAUCAGAACUAUGGAGGAAUUGAAAAGUAAUGUUACACAAAUAUCUCCGCCACUUGAGAGUGAAGGAAACAGCAUUCACUUGCAUGAAAAUCGAAAGCAAAAGGACACUGAGGAGCCAAUACUUGAUGACCCACUAAAGAAUGUUGCUGAAGAAGGGCCUGCUCCCAAGAAAGUCCAUCGAUUCUAUUUCGUUAAAUUAUGGCCAUCAAAUUUGGAAGUGAGAAUCGAAAAGGCCAAAAAGCUUAUGGAAAAUAUCAAGCAAAAGGUUCUUCAAAUCUCCACAAACAUAGAAGAGAGGAAGUAUGAUCAGGAUCGGCUGGUUUCUAGGCUCGAAUAUCGAGAUACUGGAUUCAGACAGUGUGUGGAGAACUUGAAUUUUCUUAAACCAACUCUGGACAACCUGUGCUUUGCAAAUAAUGCAUACAGAGGGAGGGCUAGCAAAUCAUGCUUGUCAAAACGAGUGCUUGAUAUCGAUAAGUUGAAUUUCCGGAUGCUUCAUGGCAGAAAAACUUUGUCCGGGGAAAAGCAACUCUUGAAAGAAAUCAAUCAAAGCCAGCAGAACGCCAUAAGUUCAAGUGUUUCAUUAGAUGAGCUUAACGAUGCUAUAGACUGCUUUCGUCCCAGUCCAAGGUGGGAUUGGUGGUUCAAUAAAAAAUGUGCGGAUAGGGAGCGGAUCAUUAAAGAAAGAAAUCAGCUUAUAUGUUUAAAAGAGAGAGUUAUUGCCACAGCUGCAGUCAACGGAAAGCUUUGGAUCUCUUUGGGUUCAAAACAAGCCAUACAAGACAAAGUUGAACUUAUAGGUACCGAAUUAGAUGGAAUAAUGAAAGAAUUGUCGUCAAUAAGGACCACUCUUCAACUGAGUAAAGUGAAGAUAAAAUCUCUGGAGAAGCAAUUAGCAGUUGCACGCCACAAACAGAAUGAAAUGAACGAAUGCAUUCUUCGACUGAGUAAACUGCAUGAUGAGGAGAUUUCCUGCAACUACCAGUGCCGGUCGCUCUUAGAAAAUGCCGGGAAACUUGCUCAAAAGAAAGAUGUAGCAAACCUUCAGGAAUUGUGUCAAGAACAGGUUGAUAGAUUCUUUUCCCAGUGGAACAACGACAGAGUUUUUAGAGAUGAAUGCGAGAAAAGAAUUCCGCAUGCUGCUCUCCCGCCGAUUGAGUGAGGUUGGACGGAUAAGGCACUCUGGCAAACAUCACACCAGAUCGAGGCAAUGACUACUAGAAAAUUGAAAUGGUAGAUGAAAGAUGUUAAAGACAAGACCCUUCAAGCACGGACUGCCUUUAAUUAAUGACUCAUUAAGGCGGAUGAAUUACUAAUUCCUUCUCUUGAUUAAUAAAUUAUAUACAUUUUCUACGAGGAACAACUUUUUACAUAUCCUAGCUAGCUGGCCUAUAUAUAUGGUCAGGUGUUUGCCCUGACCAGACCAGCUAGCUAGUUUCAUGUUGACCAGACCAACUAUUUACAUAUACUAUUUCAUGCUGAGCUAGUUUCAAGCAUAGG
This is a messenger RNA of Alnus glutinosa, 1516 nucleotides long. RefSeq names its product proton pump-interactor BIP103-like. The coding region runs from base 27 to 1178 and encodes 383 amino acids. Lineage: Eukaryota; Viridiplantae; Streptophyta; Magnoliopsida; Fagales; Betulaceae. The transcript is spliced from 7 exons. The record is from RefSeq and is a predicted model, not a curated record.